Messenger RNA from Gossypium raimondii (Peruvian cotton), 1863 nucleotides. RefSeq lists its product as uncharacterized. Gene Ontology annotation, molecular function: catalytic activity. NCBI's taxonomy places the organism in Eukaryota, Viridiplantae, Streptophyta, Magnoliopsida, Malvales, Malvaceae. The record is from RefSeq and is a predicted model, not a curated record. Bases 65 to 1567 code for a protein of 500 amino acids. The transcript is spliced from 9 exons.
UUUCAUCACCAAAACUUCAAAGUAGGGUCACCAAAAACAGGCAAAGAGAGUGUGACAGAGUUUAAUGAACUUCAACCUUCAAAGCAUGAACCCAUCAUCAUCAUUUGUGGCUACCAGAGAUCAAGCUCUCUCUGUUUUCAACCACCCUUUCUCACAAUCUCACUCUUUCCUUGUUUCUAAUUUCAAAAAUGGCUCCUUUCUAUCUCCCAUCAAUACCCACACAAGAAGGCCAAAGACCCACACUUCUUUUACCACUCCUAAGCGAUUCCAACCCAUCACUGGUUGUUUAGGUGAGAGGAAUACACCUGCAAAGGCACUUAGACAGAUUCUGGAAUCGCCUGGUGCUCACCAAGGCCCUGCUUGUUUUGAUGGUCUCAGUGCUAAGCUUGUUGAAAGAGCUGGCUUUCAGUAUUGUUUCACCAGUGGAUUUUCCAUUUCUGCCGCUCGCCUGGGACUACCAGACACCGGAUUUAUUUCUUAUGGAGAAAUGGUGGAUCAGGGGCAACAAAUUACUCAGGCUGUAUCAAUUCCUGUCAUCGGAGAUGGUGACAACGGAUACGGAAAUGCGAUGAAUGUGAAGAGAACUGUUAAAGGAUAUAUAAGAGCAGGCUUUGCCGGGAUCAUUCUCGAAGAUCAGGUGUCCCCAAAAGCUUGUGGACAUACACAAGGCCGGAAGGUGGUUUCCAGAGAGGAAGCUGUCAUGAGAAUUAAAGCAGCAGUUGACGCUCGCAAAGAGAGUGGUUCCGACAUUGUUAUUGUGGCACGAACAGAUUCUCGUCAAGCACUGUCUUUAGAGGAGUCACUCUGGAGAUCAAGAGCUUUUGCUGAUGCCGGUGCGGAUGUCCUUUUUAUUGAUGCACUAUCGUCUAAAGAAGAGAUGAAAGCUUUCUGUGAAGUUUCUCCAUUAGUUCCAAAAAUGGCCAAUAUGCUUGAAGGUGGGGGGAAAACACCAAUACUAUCUCCGCUUGAACUUGAAGAAAUUGGAUAUAAACUUGUGGCAUAUCCGCUUUCCUUGAUCGGGGUAUCCAUCCGAGCAAUGCAGGAUUCACUGACUGCUCUCAAUGGUGGUCGUAUUCCACCUCCAGGAAGCAUGCCAUCCUUUGAGGAAAUCAAGGAAAUCUUAGGUUUCAAUAAUUACUACGAAGAAGAAAAAAGAUAUGCUACCAGCAAGUAUCAACUAUAUGCUGACAGAGAGGGCAGUAAUGCAUACAGUAUACAAAGGGUUCGAGAUGACUCGGAACAAAGAGGUCAAAGUCCUCAAGAUCCAGUUGUUGAGGUGAUAACUCCUGAUGUAUACACUAAAUAUGGUGCAGAUGGUUCAAGGGAUCCUUUUUCUGGAAUCUGGUCUCGGACAUUGAGAAUCAAGAUUACUGGAAGAGAUGGAUUUGAGAAACUUGAUGUUAGAGUUCCAGCCGGGUUUUUGGAAGGAAUCACAAAUAUCGUUCCAGCUUUGGGUGGUGUAAACCUCAAGGCAUUGUUGGACGAUGCUGCCGAGGAAGUAGGGGGGAAGGUAUUGUUGGAUUUUAACGACACAAUGGGUGAUCGAAUUCAAGUCUUUCUUGAGUGAAACCCGAUUGUGAUCAAGCUGUCAGGAGUCCAAACUGGAAGGUAGUUUUCGGGAGAAAUGCGGAUGGGAUCGCAGAGGUGGCGAGCAGAAAACUAGCAGAUUCGCACCAUAGUUUAAAGCCUUCCUUAGAAUCAUCAAGUUUUCGAAAAUACUUGGGAACAAAUACAAACUGAUCAAACCAUAGUUUCUUUAUAACAUCAAAAUAAAGGCAUGCAAGUUAUAAGAACAUCUUACGGUAUUCAAUGAUGUAAAGCUUUGUACACUCAAGUUUGAUGCAAAUUGGUUCUCAUUAACAA